AUUGCUCUGCUUUGUCCUCAGAUUACACAGUUGAAGAUAGAGAAUAAUCCUUUUGCUAAGGGAUUCAGAGGCAGCGACGACAAUGAGCUGCAUCGCAUGGCAAAGUUACAAGGCAAGGAUUACCCAGUGGUCCCUCGUAGUACUGUCCGUCAGAGAGCCUGUUCUUCUGGGAGUCCCUUCAGUGGGGAGGGUCGCGGUUUGCGGGGCUCCCCCGAGGCUGUUGGGUCUCCUUAUAGCUGUGAGAACGGCUUGAAUGGUAGCAGCCCUCAGGAGCUACUGAGUGCUCCACCCACGCACUACACCCUGCCUCAUCCACACCUGCAGUCUGGCCAACAGCAGCAGGUGUACCACUGCACCAAGAGAAAAGUGGAGGAAAACUGCUCCUCGGAAAACCACCAGCUUUCAUACAAGAAACCCUUCAUUGGUAGUUCACCAAGUGAAGGGGAAUCGUACUAUCACCCCUCCUCCUAUCCCCCUCCUCCACCCGGUCUAUCCAACAACCCAGCCCUGGGGCUCACUGACUCUCCUUACAGCUCUGACAUGGGACAGCGUCAGGCCUGCAUGUUUGCUGGAUCGGAGUCCAGAAUGGAUGAACUCAGCUGUGCAUCCUGGUCAUACCCCUGCCCUAUCCCGACCGCCAUGACCCCAAUGGAGCCCUACCCGCCUUACACCCCUCAUCCACCCUACAGCUCCAGUCCUCAGGGCUCUCGACUCAGCGCUAUAGCCCACCAGACCUCUCCGCCACUCGGAGAACACAUCACCAACGAUCCCUACCAGAGACGGAACUCCGCACCUCCAUCUCAGAGCUCCCAAAACAUUCACAGCAGGCAGCUCGGCUCUCCUCUCAGAGAAUAUCCCCGAUACACGCCCAAUCUGUCUCCUCCUCUCUACCACACACUAGAGACGCACACACACAUCCGGUGUGGGGUGCCAGAAUGGAGUGCAGCCUCCUAACUAAACCAGAGGAUAUAUCUAAAGACUGAUGAGUGGACAGAGAUUCCUAGUCCCAAAUUUAAAGAGUCUUCUUUUCGCUCUUCUGAAAGAAGCUGCACUACAUAUGGACUAAAUAUGAUAUUAAUUUUGUAAUAUAAUUGUGAAAAGUGUGAUCUUGUGCUGUGUGAAGCGGUCUCAUCUGUUAGUCAUGUUUCUCCCCUCUGCUGGAAGGAGUAGUAGAUUGUUGAGGACAGGACCUGGACAACAAUGAUGCUCCAGAUGUUCACAAAAGAAAAGCUCCUUCUAACUGCAAAGUGAAAAUUAAAGUUUGUGUUUUGUUGUCUUUGCGUAACUCAAAGACUGGUGUGAUUCAAAUGUUUGCGCUG
Messenger RNA from Haplochromis burtoni (Burton's mouthbrooder), 1319 nucleotides. Its product is annotated as T-box transcription factor TBX5-like. The record is from RefSeq and is a predicted model, not a curated record. The transcript is spliced from 3 exons. Gene Ontology annotation, biological process: positive regulation of DNA-templated transcription. Gene Ontology annotation, cellular component: nucleus. The annotation marks the transcript as partial. Gene Ontology annotation, molecular function: DNA-binding transcription factor activity. NCBI's taxonomy places the organism in Eukaryota, Metazoa, Chordata, Actinopteri, Cichliformes, Cichlidae.